Messenger RNA from Aphanomyces invadans, 249 nucleotides. RefSeq lists its product as hypothetical. Lineage: Eukaryota; Oomycota; Saprolegniomycetes; Saprolegniales; Verrucalvaceae. The coding region runs from base 1 to 249 and encodes 82 amino acids. The record is from RefSeq and is a predicted model, not a curated record. The transcript is spliced from 2 exons.
AUGUUCGCAGUUCCUUUCACAAAUGCGACAAAGGCUGAAUUAUGGAAGAAGUUGAAAUUGCUAUGGCUCGUCGAAGCUUUCGACGAGUUGAAGCCAAGCAGCAUCAAGGGCUGCAUUCACAAGGCCGACCGGCAGCUCGAGAGGCUGGCCCAGUACAUCAAGGACCAAGAGGACAAAACGACGACGACAGCGACAGCGAUGUCAGUAGCGAUAACAGUGAUGACUCCAGUGGCAUCUGCAUCUGAUUAG